UAGCGCAUUUAAAAGCUGCCGGAGCUUGAAACUUGUCGCUACAAGCAGUGCAUAGUGAAAGUGAACGAAAAAUGUGAAAUACUAUUUUUUUCUCUUUUGAAUUCAAUCCAAAAUCAUGGACGCGGAUAAUUACACACAAAACGUCCAAAACGAUGUUCCGCCCGAAGUUUGGGAAAUCAUUCACGAAUUUUUGCUGGGCCAAGCCAAUCCGAAAUUAGACUUGCGGAAACCACAUCUAAGACCUUCUGUAACUAGUAGUUACCCCUUCAUAUUAUUCAUGUACUCCCUUUUGAUUGUCACGGGAGUGGCGCUCAAUUUGUCGGUUUUCAUCCACAUCGUUAAAAAUAAACUUUACAACGAUGUCACUUGUAGUUUCGUCCUCAACAAUGUCAUUAGUGAUAUUGUCAAAUGUGUGGUAGUUUUGCCGAUAACUCUCUACGUUCUAUUGAUAAAUAACUGGAUUUUGGGCGAACUGCUCUGCUCGUUUUUACCCAUGCUACAGGACAUUCCAAUGCAUACAACGACUUUAACAUUCCUGUUGAUGGCAUGGGACAGACUUCGUUUUAUUAGACACCCAACAAAAGCACGUUUUCCAGCUUUUGUCUGUAUUAUUGGAACAUGGCUAGCGUCUGUGUGCUUAGUACUACCCUAUCCCAUUUACAUUAUUUAUAUCGAUUUAGGGAAAUACGUUCCAUCACUGGAUGGGGUGGGAAUCUGUCUCGUUAACUUAGCCGAUGAUAUGCAAGAAUAUAUGCGAGGAAUUUUCCUGAUAAUGUAUGCCGCUCCUCUCGCCACUAUUUCUUACUUAUACGUAAGAGUUUCACGCGAAAUGCAGACUCACCAGAGUUCCAUGACAGUGAUAAAAUUUGAAACUCGGAGGGAAGGACGUUCCAGGACUGAUUCGCACUCGACGACAACGGAUUUCCGGAGCAGUCGAGGCGAUUAUGACCGCUCGAGUCAAUACAGCCGUAGUAGUUAUCGCGAUAAUGAAAACGGCCGCACAAGAUACGAAAACGAAGAGCCUGACUUGGAUGUGGCAAAGGAGAAACGCACUCAGAAGUAUUUAGUGCCCAUGGUAACCCUUUACGCCAUUUACUUAUGUCCGCUGAUGAUUCUUCGUCUGGCUCGAUUAGUCCUUCCAGAGACCUACGAAAAUAAUAAAAACUUUGACAUUUCAUACACAAUGUUCGUGUGGGUGGCAUUUGCACCCACUUGUUCCACUCCUGUCCUUUACAUUGUUUGGCAGAUGAACAGAUCUUCAAAGGAACGUUUGUUAGGAUACUUCCGAUUCAGUAAUCGGAAGUUGAGACAGUCGUGUGAAACGGUAAUAACAGCUGCUGGGACGCCAGCGGUGCCAAGAGCGAAAUGUGGCCAGAGUGAUUCGAUCGUUCAGCAGGUGGAUGAUGGACAUUCGGACAACAACAGUUUUCAACACGAUUUUCCUUCGUCCUGAUGAUAUAAAGGAAGGCAUUACUCAAUGGGAAGUUCCUGUCUUUUCCGAGUGGAGCAAUUGAUUUGAAUCAACUCCAUUGAUUUUAGAAAUGACGGCACGUUUUUGUGGAAAGUCCUACGUUGUACUUCGAUGUAAAAUGUCAGCGUGAUCAGUAUCUAAUAAUGUGAAUUAUCCAGCGAAUGUGGAUAAUAAAUUCGUAAACAAUUUUCCAACAUGUAUCCAAUUUUACCUAUUGUACAUGACAAUAUACAGUUGGAAAAAUUAAUUGUGAAGAGCAUCACUUCAAAAUGUUUGUAAUUUAAAAAUAAAACAUAAAACGUAUUGCAAUAUUUUUUCUUGGAAAGUUACUUGAUGCAAUUUAAGGUCAGAUUUUAUAAAGCAGGUUAAUGCCACGUUUAAGUAUUUUAGGGCCACCUGGAGAUUUAUUAUUUUUUUAAUGUGUCCUUUGGCAAAAGCUUUCCGGUUGAAUAUGAGAAGGGUCGAGGGUUGUUGGUGGUUUCUAUUUUUCAUUUCUAAUGUACCGGAAUUUAAACCUUUAAAACAUAAAUUUAUUAGAGCUCUAGCUAUGUUUCUAACAGUUUUACAGAAAACCUACUUCUACAGACUCUAAUUUAAUGUAGAUCUGGAUUGAAAAAUAGGAUGCAAAAUAGCAAAACUUUUACAUAACUGACAAGCAACGUUUUAUAGCAGUGAAAGAACCAAAUUACUAGGAUUACUAGUUAGGUAGAAUACGAGUUCCAAUAAUUUCUUGAUUCUAUAAAAUUAUUUAAAUUUCAAGCUAUUUUGAAUUGAUGCUUUAAUUAAUAAUUAGAUUACACUCAAAUGGCGUUUCGAGUUUAAUUUGACAAAUUCUUUUACAUAAUUAAUUAAUUUUGUUUGUUAUACAGUAACAAUAACAAUAUAUUUGUGAGUAACAAAUAAUGAUUGAUAAUAUUUUUCUACAAAUUGUCUGAUGCUAACAUGUCAAAUAUUUUUCGGUUGUUAAAAUAUUGCAUUUAUCAUAUACCUACCUAUUUAUUCAAAUAGAUACGUAGAGGUGUUUCCUGGUUGACUUCAUAUGUGUAAAAUAAAAAAAUAUUAAAUUAAAUGAAUAGAGAAUACAAAUGUUAUAAAACUUUAAGAUUUUGUAGUUGUUUAAUAAGAGCAUGUCAGUUUUUUGUUGUGAAAAGCGGAGUUUCAAUAAAAAUCUACCCGGAGUAGCUUUACAAUUAUACAGGCUGUGCCAGAACUCGCACCCCAGACAAAAAUGCUAUGUAGGAUAGGAUA
Messenger RNA from Tribolium madens (black flour beetle), 2719 nucleotides. Its product is annotated as orexin receptor type 1. The coding region runs from base 116 to 1453 and encodes 445 amino acids. Gene Ontology annotation, molecular function: neuropeptide receptor activity. NCBI's taxonomy places the organism in Eukaryota, Metazoa, Arthropoda, Insecta, Coleoptera, Tenebrionidae. The record is from RefSeq and is a predicted model, not a curated record. Gene Ontology annotation, cellular component: membrane. Gene Ontology annotation, biological process: neuropeptide signaling pathway. The transcript is spliced from 7 exons.